Leptopilina boulardi is the source of this 1335-nucleotide messenger RNA. RefSeq lists its product as uncharacterized. The transcript is spliced from 3 exons. NCBI's taxonomy places the organism in Eukaryota, Metazoa, Arthropoda, Insecta, Hymenoptera, Figitidae. Bases 1 to 1335 code for a protein of 444 amino acids. The record is from RefSeq and is a predicted model, not a curated record.
AUGGAUCUUCAAAACCAAUUGCAAACCAUCCAAUUUUUGAUUAUGGAGUAUAAUCGAACUUCUAUGUUGCCGUUCGCCAGAGAGUCAGUGCUUCGAAAAAUAAGAAAUCUUUGGGAAUUGUACAUUCGUUGUAAACGUGCAACAAGGUUGAGGAAUUUUAUUCCAUCAGUUAGACGAUUUUGGGUGCGACCCAUUUUUAGUGCUGAGAGAAGAUAUCAACAAGGAGACAGUGAUAAUUUGCUUAAAGAAUUACGAGAAGAUGAGGACCAUGAAAAGUAUUUCACAUACCUUCGUGUUCUACCCAAUAUCUUUGAACAACUACAUGAACUUGUUCAACCUAUUAUAGAAAAGCAACAAGUGGUUCGUGAUCCCAUCUGUUCUAGAACUCGAUUGGAAAUAACACUUCGAUAUUUGUGUACCGGAGAUUCAAUGGUGUCUCUUUCAUUUGCAUUCAGAGUGGCACACAAUACCAUUUCACUUAUAGUACGUGAAACAUGUCAAGCAAUAUAUGACUGUUUAAAAGAUGAUUAUUUUCUUCAACCAUCUGAAGAAAAUUGGAAGAAAAUCAGUGACGAUUUUAUCAGUUUGUGGAAUUUUGAUAAUUGCUUGGGAGCGAUUGACGGCAAGCAGGUUGAAAUACAAGCUCCAGGGAACAGCGGAUCUCUUUAUUUCAAUUACAAGGAGGAUUUUGGUGUUAACUUGAUGGCUGUAUGCGACGCAAAAGCACGAUUUCUUGUAAUAGACGUCGGAGGGGAAGGGAGAAGAAGCGAAAACGGUGUUUUACGAAGCAGUAAAUUUUAUAACAGGCUUGUUAAUGAUGAUCUUUUCAUACCACCUCCAAAAGCAUUAGGAAAUGAUGGUCCAGUUGCUCCAUACAUUUUCGUUGGAGAUGAAGCUUUUACGGGUUUCAAUCGAGUUUUAAUACCUUAUCCUAGAAGAGACAAUUUGAACAACAAAAUGAAAGUAUUCAAUUACAGACUGAGUCGCGCAAGGCGAAUUGUCGAAUGCGCUUUUGGAAUUUUAGCAACACGCUGGAGAAUUUUUCUAAGGAAAAUUAACGCUUCAGUUCCAACAAUUAAAAAGAUAAUUUUAGCUUCUGUUGCGUUACACAAUUUUAUAUUAAGCUUAGAAGAAAAUGCUCCAGAAAAUGAACGACCAUAUCAGACGUUACGUUCAGAAGAUAACAUUGCUAAUGGAGCUUUUAGGAACAUUGAACGAAAUGUUAAUGCUGACCAAGAAAAUUCUGUGCAAGCAAGAGAAAUCUUUUCUGAUUAUUUUUACGACAAAGGAGCUGUGGAAUGGCAGUGGGAGAAAGUUUUAAAAAACAAUUUUUAA